This is a messenger RNA of Sesamum indicum (sesame), 1436 nucleotides long. RefSeq names its product putative high mobility group B protein 11. Lineage: Eukaryota; Viridiplantae; Streptophyta; Magnoliopsida; Lamiales; Pedaliaceae. The record is from RefSeq and is a predicted model, not a curated record. Gene Ontology annotation, molecular function: DNA binding.
UCUAAUUAACGCAUUAAAGAAGCUCCGAAUCGAUAUAGUGGGGGAGUCAAACGGUACGAAUUCCAUGCGAAGUGCCCACAGAAACAGCCCGAGAAACGAAGAAGCACAGAGUUCCGGCAGAAAUGGAGAAGAAGAAUGACAAUGCCGGUGGUUUUUCCGGCGAGAAAUACCCAGAACCCGCGGUGAUUGCUGCUCAAGAGAAGGCGGCUGUGGAUUGUUUCUAUGAAAAGCUUGGGAAAUUGAACGAGUCUUCCGGACUCAGCUCGGUCUUUAAUUUCCGUGAAGCACUGUUGGAUUUGCAUCUUUUCUACAAAGAAGUGAUCAAGAGAGGGGGAUUUUAUCAGGUUACCAAAGUUGGAAAAUGGGAUGAUGUUGCAUCAGCAUCAAACUUGAAAAGCUCUGUGUCCAUCUCCGCAGCUCAGCUUCAGAAUGUUUAUGAACUACUACUUCUCCAGUACGAACUAAUGUACUGUCGAAAUAUGCCUGAAGAAGCAAAUAUAUGGCCGGAUAAAAGUUCUCUAGGUUUCUUGAACUCUGGGUUUGGUCCAAGCUGCUCAACGGGAAAGCGGAAGCAUUGCGAGUGUUCAUCUCCUCUUACAACAGUUCACUCUGGUGAUCCAGCACCGGCAGAUAUAUGGAAGCCCACCAACAAUUCUUGUCUAGUGGCUGCAGGGGCCAAGGCAAUGCACCAGAAUUCAUCCAUGAUAACAUUGUCAAACUCAAAUACUAAAGAAUUCUCACCGGACCCUGAUGCUCCUCUGAAACCAAGGUCUGGAUAUCAGAUCUUUCUUAGAUUGGAGACUCAUAGAUUAAAGAUGAUUCAUGGAGAGAGUUCCAGUAGCCAAAAUCUACGGGACAUGGCAAUUGAUGCAUGGAGGUGCCUAUCCGAGAAAGACAAACAGCCGUACAUAGAGGCAAGCAAAAUGGACAAGGAGAGAUACGAGAAAGAGCUGGGUAAUUACAACCAGCUAAAAAGCAACCAGAUUUCCAAGAGCCAAAGUUUGUUCAGCAAUUCAACUCCAAGCAUGCUAAACUUCUCUACAUCUUCGGAAACAGAUGAUGUUUAUCACGUGUCCUUGGAAUCCGACUGCGAAAACUUCCUUUCGCCCGACGAAUCCAUGGUUGAAUUGGCGAUUGAGGUGAUGAAGAAUGCUGAAUCGAGUGACCCUAUCUUUCAGAUUGACUGGGAAAGUGGCUCCCUCGACAUAUCUUAUUAAUGUAACUGGACCUUCUAGUCAAGAGGUGGCCAUGUAAAUUAAUGAAACUGGACCUUCUACUCAGGAAGCGCCCAUGUAAUGCUGUCUGCAGUUUUUAGCAUUUUUGUAUGUUUUGUAUUUCCUGAAUGUGUGUGAUUUUUAAGCUUUAUUAUGCCGGAAGGUUGUUUUUGUAUUAACGUUUUCCCUCAGUUUCUAAUGUAAAUAUGGUUGUACCCGCUA